This is a messenger RNA of Drosophila hydei, 1218 nucleotides long. RefSeq names its product protein ALP1-like. The record is from RefSeq and is a predicted model, not a curated record. The transcript has 3 exons. NCBI's taxonomy places the organism in Eukaryota, Metazoa, Arthropoda, Insecta, Diptera, Drosophilidae. Bases 16 to 1200 code for a protein of 394 amino acids.
UUAGUUUUUUUUUUCAUGACAGCUGUUGCUGUUAGAUCUGUGUUUACUUUUAUUUUGUUUACCUAUUCUCCGAGUAAAAUGAAUACACGCGCUCACAAAGCGUUUAUGCUGAAUUUCUUUCUGGACGAAGGUCUAGGCUCUCAACUUGCAGAGGCCGUGCGACUUGUUACAGCUGAGAGUACAUUAAGUGUAUUACAUACUGUCAAUGAAGUAGAUGAGGAUAGACAAGAGCUGCCGCGAUUUCAGGAUGAUCAAUUCAAAGAACAGUUUCGCAUGAAGCGCAGCAGUUUUGAGACAUUACUGCAGGUUGUGGGUAAGGCAAUAGCCGGAGCGGAACAUCACCAGCCGAUUGCGCGCGUUUCCCUGCCAGAGAAAUUAUUAUAUACCCUUACACUUCUAAGUGGCAACAAAUCAUUUCGUGAAGUGGGCGACAGUUUUGCCAUAUCCAAGAGCUCCGGCCACGAAAUAUUCAAAUGGGUUACAUCUGCUUUUGCAGCAUUAAUGCCUUGCUAUGUGAAAUGGCCAAAAGAUAAUGUGUGUGGCAACAGUCAACUACCUGGCGUGGUCGGCGUCAUCGACGAGUGUCGUAUACCACUAAAACUGCCCGUGCGGGAGGAGCAGGGUCAUCUUCAGUAUGCGUCGCUAGCACUUCAAGCAGUUUGUGAUGAACGGAGUCGCUUCCUUGAUGUCCAUAUCGAUGUGCCCGACAAUCAAUGUUCAGUGUUGCUAAAGAGCGAACUGUUUGAGAGACUGAUUGACAUGGAGGAACCGCUCAUGCCAUCGAACAAACAUCUCGUGGGUGAAAUGACCUACCCUCUGCUGCUCAAUUUAAUGACACCCUAUGCAGAUAACAAUGGAGAGUUGACGCCUUGUCACAUACGCUACAAUCGGGCUAUUCAUUUAUGGAAUGCGCCCGCUGAACGAGCAUUCGCGGCCUUGAUGUCUCGUUUUAGACGAUUGAAAUCUUUAGAUGUUGGUACAAUGGAAGUGGGCAGCAUUGUUGUCUCGGCCACAUGUAUGCUACACAACUUUAUCUUGGAUUGUGGCGAACCGAUUGAAGAUUCAACAUUGGACUUUGAAUUGCUGCCAGAGAACCAAAAUUCGAUUGUGUUUGAGGAGCAUGGAUUGGUUGACUGGGAUCAUACAGCAGCUGCAGAAAAGAAGCGCGACGGCCUGGUAGCCGGCUUUAUACACUCUUAGCAAUUACGCAUUUAUUUA